Cuscuta campestris is the source of this 1373-nucleotide messenger RNA. The record is from the annotation of a GenBank genome assembly. NCBI's taxonomy places the organism in Eukaryota, Viridiplantae, Streptophyta, Magnoliopsida, Solanales, Convolvulaceae.
CUCCCUAAACAUGUCUUGAAUGAAAAUAAAUGCUCCAUGUAAUCUGUCUGGCUUCAAAUAGCAUUGAUGGAACCGUCACCUCUUCCAACUUCCUCUCGUUUUGGAGAUGCCAACGCCGACUCAGCCGAUGUAGCAGAUGUCUCCCUGCCUCCACUGUUGGAAGUACCUUUCGAGGCUUUCAACACUCCUGAAAUAAACAACAUCGCAUGUAUUUCCGGUGUGCAAGCAAGAAACGAAAGAAGGCAGCGAAUAAUAGAGGCAAUACUACAAAAUUUCAAAAACGGCAAACUUCAGCACGGGUCACUGAAAACAGUGGCUAAUGAAUUCAACAUAUCUCCUCUUUGGGUCAGAGAGCUAUGGAAAGCUGCAAAAUCUCAAAUGGCUAGGGGCGAGGCAGUGAAUGUGGAUUGCAGGUGGGAAGGUAACUCGGGGCAAAAAGGUUUCAAUUUGGACAUUUCAAUGCUGAUUGACAUUCCAUUUCACCAGCGGAAAACGCUACGUGCCCUAAGCCACUGCCUUAAUGUGUCAACUAGUACAGCAUAUAGGUUGGUGAAGAAAAAAAUCAGAAGACACUCCAAUGCUAUUAAACCUCAUCUAUGUGAUGAAGGUAAGUUAAAAAGGGUGAGGUAUUGUUUGUCAUUACUUUCUCCUACAUCCCUACCAAAUAACCCAACAUUUCAUCAUUGUUAUGAUUAUAUACAUAUUGAUGAGAAGUGGUUUGAGUUGAGAAAGCCUAAAAAGACCUUCUACACCUUACCUAAUGAGGCAGACCCCUACCGAACCAUACAGUCCAAAACACAUAUUCCCAAAAUUAUGUUUUUGGCUGCUGUAGGUCAUCCUAGGUUUGGGGAUGAUGGUCAGGUACUGUGGGAUGGGAAAAUAGGCAUAUUCCCCUUCACAUUUCAAGAAGCUGCAAAAAGAACAAGCAAAAAUAGGCCUGGUACAAUGGAAACAAAGCCCAUUCCAAAAAUAGCAAGAGAUGUCAUGAGAGAAAUGCUGGUACAGCAACUACUGCCAGCAAUAAGGGAAAAAUGGCCACAGCGUUCUAAGUAUGUUGUCAUACAACAAGAUAAUGCCAAACCACAUGUUGAUAUUAAUGACCCAGUUUUUGUGGCUGUUGCACAAGAGAGUGAUUGGGAUAUUAGGUUGCAAUUUCAACCCCCCAAUACCCCAGAUUUAAAUGUUCUUGACCUUGGCUUCUUUAGGGAAAUAGAUGCUAUACAAAACAAGAGUGCACACAGGUCAUUGGGGGAUCUCAUAACUGCUGUCACCUUGGCUUUUGAACAACUCACACCACAGGUUUUAAACAAUGUGUUCUUAACCUAAGAAGGAGUCAUGGGUGAGGUGUUGAGGCAUAAAGGAGGAAAUAAUUU